Molecule: messenger RNA, 2266 nt
Organism: Porites evermanni
Lineage: Eukaryota; Metazoa; Cnidaria; Anthozoa; Scleractinia; Poritidae
Source: the annotation of a GenBank genome assembly
AUGAUUGCUUUGGCUAUUCCCUCAUUUAGGAAAGUGAAAGAUGAAACGGAAUCAGGAUAUUUUGUUUACGAAAUUCAUGUGACAAAACCAAGUGGUCGUGAGGUUACGAUCGAAAGACGGUUUCAGGAGUUCUAUCAAUUCAACAAACAAGUCUGUAAAUCGGUCAACAACCCUCCUCAUUUCCCAUCAACGAAGCUACCUAAGCCGCUGAAUACGAACACUAGAUUUUUGGAGUCGAGAAGAGCAGCUCUGGAGGAAUACUUGAGAAAUCUUGUAUCGUUAAUCGAGAUCAGCGAAGUUCAUGACCUUUUGACAAGAUUUUUGGAAACCAAUUUGCCACAGCAUAUUCGAAUGCAGAAUUUAGAUUAUUCAAGAACCAGUUCGAUUGAAGAUCUUGAUGGAUAUUCAGUUGAAGGACCUAAAUUGACUCAUCAACCUCUUGUGUGCUUUGUUCGUGAUCCUUUUAAAGAUUAUGUCUGCAGCACAAAUCCUCUACCAGAUGUUGUCCUACAAGGUACUUUGGAAGGCUUGUAUGGAAAUCUUCAAGCUACACAAGUCACAGAUUGUUUUGAUAGACUUAGAGUUCAAUAAACGGCUGUCUUAGGUUAUUUUUUUGAGCUGAGCCUGACUGUCCGUCAUGAACAAUCAAAUCUGAUAUUACACAUUAGGUUGAAUAGAGGUAUCUAUAAAAAAAGUUGGCACCCUAGCUAAUAAAUAAGUACAAUAUUCGCCAUUUGUGCAUCUCCCAUCAUACACCUUGUUUGUCCCCCAAAAUUUUGCAUAGCCUUUGUCUUUCAUUUCUGUUGAGUAUUACGGCAAAAGACUGUUUCUUUUGGCAGGGGGAGGGGGGGGGACAAGGUGUAUCAUGAGAGAUGUGCAAGUGGAAAAUGAAAUUUUACACAGUAAAACAAACAUUUUAUGUUAUAUGAGAUAGAUUGCAAAUUUGAGAGGUCACCAUCUUGAUUUAACUUUGUGUGGAAAAUAUCUGGAGAGAAUUGAAAUCACUUACAUAGAGCAAUCAGGAUUUGCACUCUGCCCAGAUACUAUCAGUACUCUCAUAAUCGGCUUUCAUACUUGACAAACAGACAGAAAAUUGAAAGAAUGUGACCAGUCAGAGUCUCUGGGUCAAGUUAAUACUGUGGUAGUGAGAGGGUUAUAGAAAUUGGGAGUUUGAUAAUGAGAGAAAAGGUAAGAUUUCUAUUAAGGUUGCUGUUAUUUUUCAGCACAGAGAUGGCAGUCUUUUCCAACAGGCAAAAUUUAUCAGCAACAGGCACAAUUAAAAGGGAAAAAAAUGUUAUUUUCAUAACAAAUUUAGGCAUCUUUCAUAUUAUAGCUAUUAGUAGUUUAUCAUAUUUAUCCAUUUUACUUUCUUUCUUAUUUUUCUACUUGUAAGUACUUUUAUACAGAGUUUUUGAUUAUAACAGUCAAAAAGAGCAAGGAUCCAUGUGAUCAUUAAAAUAUUAGUUUCAGACAUCUAAGAUUAAUAGAGGUUCCUUUAUGUUGUUUUAUUUUUGUAUGAAUACUUAUAUUAUUAUGAAUGCAUUGAAUUUGUCAAUGAAAACAUAAUAGUACCGCCUAUUUUGGGGUAUUGGAUUUUGAAGUUAUUUAUUAGCCUUUAUGUGGCUGUACACUCAGGCUAAUUAUUUAUUAGGCUUAGUUGAAAAGCAAAGUGCACACAAUGGGUUGUUGUCAUUAUUAGUAACAUAUUUUAUAUAAUAGUAUGAAUAAUGCAAAUAAAUAAAAAUAUAGAUACCUGCUCCUUUAUCAUUAUUUUUUUUAUUUCCACAUAACCCAUAGCAUAUAUUAAAGUGGUUGAAAACAACACCCUCUUAAAAUUACUGAACAUAACUAUGAUGAUUAUUAAAAUCAUCAAUGAAAUGCUUUUUUCAACCUUAGCCCAGCACUCACCAAAGGAAACUUAAAAGUGACGUAGUUCGCAGUGGGAGAAUCUAAAAGAGCCAAGAGACUCAACGUUAUUGGUUAAAGAACUCUGAGAGCAUCUCUCUGUCCAACAAUUUUCACUGGCAAUAAAAAUAUUCUUUAUGAUUCUUACACAAUUUCAGACAAUAGGGGGUGCUUCCACCCCCUCACUCCCUCUAAAUCUGCCCAUGAUUGCUGCAGAGAGUAUUUGCACAUCUGUUAUAUAGAGAGAGGACUUGCUGUUAAUUACAGGGACAUUGCAACUGUUUUCAGCCUUUUAAACAGCCUGAAAAAACUGGUGACAUUUGGCAAUGCCACCACUGGUUUCUCAGCCAAUGACAUCUGA